AGCAGCCCAAGGAGCGCAGGCAGCGAGCGGGAGCGGGAGCGGGGGGCCGGCGGCGGCGGCUCAGCCAGCCCCUCUGAGCCGGGCAGCUGACGCGCAUGGCGGAGACAGCGGCGCCUACCGAUGGAGCUAGAGGUUCUCGAUUGGACUGGGUUGGUGGACUGAAUGAGCUGACCCCCCUGCUGCUGCUGCUGCUGCCCAAGAGGGCCCUGGGGCUGUCACCUGGAUUCCCUGGCUUCCUGCACGUCUCAGAAAUAAGAAUGUCUAAGCCCCUGGAGCCGGAGAAGCCAGGUUUGGACUCUCAGUCAGAGCACACAGAUACAGAAACCAAUGGACCAGACGCAAACCAUCAGAACCCCCAGAAUAAGGCCUCGUCGUUUUCCUUGUCCCCGACGGGUCCCAGCACCAAGAUCAAGGCUGAAGACUCCGGCAGUGACCCGGCCCCAGUGGCCCCCCCGCCCCCGCCCCCAUCCCAGCCCCACCUACCCCAGGCCCAGCUCAUGUUGGCUGGCGGGCAGCUGGCUGGGCUGACGGCCCUGAUGCCCACCCAGCAACAGCUCCUCCUGCAGCAGGCUCAGGCCCAGCUCCUGGCGGCCGCCGUCCAGCAGUCCAACGCCGCCGCCGCCGCCAACGCCGCCGCCGCCGCCUCUGGGCAGCCCCCUGCCCCCGCUGGGGGGGGUGACCUGCCGCCGCAGCCACCCGCAAGCCAGCCCCCGGCGACCCCCCAGCUCACCCUGUCCCAGCCCAUCCAGCUCACGGCCCAGGACAUCCAGCAGCUCCUUCAACUCCAGCAAUUAGUCCUUGUCCCUGGGCACCACCUCCAGUCACCUGCACAGUUCCUGCUGCCACAAACCCAACAGGGUCAACCAGGCCUGCUCCCAACACCAAAUCUGUUCCAGCUACCUCAGCAAAGCCAGGGAGCUCUCCUGACCUCCCAGCCCCGGGCUGGGCUCCCUACACAGGCAGUGACCCGACCCACGCUGCCCGAUCCGCACCUCUCGCACUCCCAGCCCACCAAAUGCCUGGAGCCACCCUCCCACCCUGAGGAGCCCAGCGACCUGGAGGAACUGGAGCAGUUUGCCCGCACCUUUAAACAGAGGAGAAUCAAGCUGGGUUUUACUCAGGGCGAUGUGGGGCUGGCCAUGGGCAAGUUGUACGGCAACGACUUCAGCCAGACAACAAUCUCGCGCUUCGAGGCGCUCAACCUUAGCUUUAAGAACAUGUGCAAACUGAAGCCCCUUUUGGAAAAGUGGCUCAACGACGCAGAGACCAUGUCUGUGGACUCCAGCCUGCCCAGUCCUAACCAGCUGACCAGCCCCAGCCUGGGCUUUGACGGGCUCCCGGGCCGGCGGCGCAAGAAGAGGACAAGUAUUGAGACGAAUGUCCGCUUCGCCUUAGAGAAGAGCUUUCUAGCGAAUCAGAAGCCUACCUCAGAGGAGAUCCUGCUGAUUGCAGAACAGCUGCACAUGGAGAAGGAGGUGAUCCGUGUCUGGUUCUGCAACCGGCGCCAAAAAGAGAAGAGAAUUAACCCCUGCAGCGCUGCCCCCAUGCUGCCCAGCCCGGGCAAGCCAGCGGCCUACAGCCCCCACCUGGGGCCUGGGGUCACACCUCAGGGGGCUGGGGGGACCCUGCCAUUGUCCCCAGCUUCCAGCAGUCUGAGCACAACAGUUACUACCUUGUCCUCAGCUGUGGGGACCCUCCACCCCAGUCGGACAGCAGGAGGGGGCAGCAGUGGGGGUGGGGCUGUGACCCCCCUCAACUCUAUCCCCUCCAUUACCCCCCCACCCCCUGCCACCACCAACAGCACAAACCCCAGCCCCCAAAGCAGCCACGCGGCCAUCGGCCUGUCCGGCCUGAACCCCAGCACAGGAAGCACAAUGGUGGGGCUGAGCUCGGGGUUGAGUCCGGCUCUCAUGGGUAACAACCCUUUGGCCACCAUACAAGCCCUGGCCUCUGGUGGAACUCUCCCCCUUACCAGCCUUGAUGCCAGCGGGAACCUGGUGCUGGGGGCAGCUGGAGGUGCCCCGGGGAGCCCAGGCAUCGUGACCUCACCACUCUUCCUGAACCAUGCCGGGCUGCCCCUGCUCAGCGCCCCUCCUGGAGUGGGCCUUGUCUCAGCUGCUGCAGCUGCUGUGGCAGCCUCAAUCUCUACCAAGUCCCCAGGCCUCUCCUCCUCCUCCUCCUCCUCCUCCUCCUCCUCCUCCUCCUCCUCCUCCUCCUCCUCUUGCAUCGAGACAGCAGCACAGACCCCCGGAGGGCCUGAGGCAGGGGCCAAAUCGGAAUGAAGACACCCCCUCUGCCUAUCCCUGCCAUCCUCCACCCUCGCCCACCUCUGGUCUCCCCAGUUGGGGAAGCCGGUGGUAGGGGGACAGCGGCGGGGAUUGAGGUGAGGGUCCGGGAGCUGGAGAGAGUGGAGGAAUCACCAAAAAAAAAAUACCCCCAGAAAGAAAAAACCAAACAAAAAAAAUAAAGUCAAGCCAAAUAGAAACAGACGUAACCAGCCGCCCAGAAUGAGCCGGGGCGAACAGAAGAAACCAAAAAACGAAACCAAAAAAACCCAGUCCAGAGCCAGACCUCAGUGCGCUCACCGCUCACCGCUAUAACACCAAAUCGCCGCGUCUCCCCUCCCUGGAGACCGGGCACCUCCGCCGGCUCCCUCUCGCAGCUGACGUCCCGGGGCUCUGCGGCCCCCGGCUACCCAGUGGAAAAGGACAACGUGUCGGUCCCGGGACGGGGGAGGGAAAGGGGGGGUGGGAACCAGGGGAGCGAACAACUGUGGAUCUUUCUUUUCCAGAAACCAAGAGACAGGGCCCGAGAAACCUCACAUCAAAUAGCCGGUAGCUUCAUCCAAAGGCCUGUAUAGAACUUGUAGCGUUUGGUGUGCUCUCCAUCCCUCCCCCGGCCUGGGGGGGUGGGGAAAGGGACUUGUUGUAACUGCCUUUUUUUUUUAACAGAGGGAGAGAAAAAGGGAAAGGGGGCAGACUCCCCCCCUUCCCUUGGCCCUUCCCCAUCCCCUUCUUUGGUGUGGGGGUCCGGCCACUUGGCUACGUAAAUCCCAUCUCCUGGGCUCCCCUGGCCCCUGGUUCUGUGCUUAGGGAGCGAGGUCUGGGUGGGGGCACGGCAGAACCUGGCAGGGCAGGGCAGGCCAGUCCCUGCUCUUGCUCAUUCCUGGCUGCCAGCUUCCCAUCCCUCUCCCUCAUCUCUUUAAAAAAACAAAAAAACAAAAAAACAAAAAAAAAACCCAACAAAAAAAACUCACAAAAAACAAACUCAUAUUCCAGUGCCUAUCCGUGGGAUCGUUAACGCUCUUUUACAUUAUCCAGAAAAACCAAAAAAUCGUUCCCUCGCCCCUGCCCACCCACUACUCGCAGGAAGAUGUCCCGCUCCUCCAACCCCACCCCCACCCCAAUCUCAAGAUGGCCACUCCCAGAAUCAGGGUCUGAGUUGGGGGAGGGGGAUGCCACCGUUGUCCUCUCAGUGGCUCCCCUGUGGGCACUGGGAUGUAUCUAGAUGACAGAGGCCUGUGGGAACACUGCCGUCAGAGUUGUCCCUCUGCCGGCCACAUCUCGAACCAAAAAAACCAAAAAAACAAAAAAAAAACAACAAAAAAAAGUACCACAAAAAAUAAUAAAACUGAAAAAAAUUUAAAAUAGAAAAAAUCUAUAGAUAUAUAUAUUUAAGGGAAAGAAGAAGAGAACUCAGACUCUUGAAAGAAGACACUGGAAGAUCCGGGACGGAAGCAUAGGACCUCCAGAAUGACAGCGAGGACCUUCAGCCUCCGGCCGAUGGAUGGACGGACGGAUAGAGACUUCUUUCUCGUCACAAAUACCUCAUGGACCUCUACGGGGGUUGGG
This is a messenger RNA of Dromiciops gliroides (monito del monte), 3851 nucleotides long. It is a transcript of the gene POU2F2, whose product is annotated as POU class 2 homeobox 2. The transcript has 18 exons. Bases 96 to 2282 code for a protein of 728 amino acids. The record is from RefSeq and is a predicted model, not a curated record. Gene Ontology annotation, biological process: regulation of transcription by RNA polymerase II. Lineage: Eukaryota; Metazoa; Chordata; Mammalia; Microbiotheria; Microbiotheriidae. Gene Ontology annotation, molecular function: DNA-binding transcription factor activity, RNA polymerase II-specific; RNA polymerase II cis-regulatory region sequence-specific DNA binding. Gene Ontology annotation, cellular component: nucleus.